CAAGAUCUCUGGCCAACAUCCCAACCAAGGCGGUGGACAGGACCCGAGACACGCGACGAAGCAGACGAAGAUAAAGAAAGGAUACUACGCUUCUGCCGCCGGGCACGCAUGUAGUGUUCUGCCCUGUGUAUCCCGCUGGAGGCUUUUCUUCUCUGCCGCUCUCGACUCUCGCUCUUUUCCCCCCCGUACGCUUCUUGUUCGUCGUGCUUGCAGCGGCCGCCGGCUCUCCCUCUCUGGCAAUGCCCCCAUCCUCUUGACACCAUUCGGCGGUGUCGAAACUGCCUCCUCCACCACGCAGUAAUGGUCGCGGCCUCGGCCAGCCAAUACCGAGUGCCCUUGAAUCUGUUUUGCCCGGCUUUCGGGCCUGUCUCGCCGAGAAAUGAACUGACCUCAAGAUCUCGCGAGAUCUGCACUCGAGCUUUGGUGGCCUUGCUGCAGCCCACUGUGCAGCUCGCUUGGCUCGUCUUGCAUAAAACCAUCUGGUCAUUCGAACACGUCUCCUCCCAACGGCCGCACUUUAAUCUCUCUCCGCUCGGUGAGCACGCUGCCGUCAUCCCAAUCAUCUCUCAACAUUCAACCUGGCGCCCUGCUGCUUACUGAUGCCUGCUGCACAUCCCCCAAACCGAUAAGCAAAGAAAGCUCCAUCCCGCCGCGUCGCCUCCGCGCACCCUGUUUGCUUAGCGUGUGGACCCUUGAUGCGCAUGGCGUCAGGAAAGUCAUCUGCUUGAGCAUCGCAUCAACACCACCUGUCGGACCGCACAAUCACUUGCUUCUUUCGACACCUUGGCCACCUUGGCUCUUCCUUCAUCCUGCCAAGCGCGUGGCCAUUAGACUCACCCUGUUUUAUAUCUAUUGAUAUCCCCGGUUUCCUUCUUCUUCUUCUCCUCCACACCUUCUUGCUUCUCUUUGUUUGACACAUUUAUACACCGACCAUGGCCGUUGCCGGAUCGUUCGGAGAAUGCACUCGACCUCCAGGAGGCAAUGUCAUGCAGCCACAUAUCGACCUCUCGAUGGCGGGCACCUCCCAGCUUACCCACCCAAGCAAGAUGCCACUGACCCUACUGGACUUGCUGUCCAACUCGAUUAUCAUGCGCCAGACGGCGCCGUACAUCCCAGUCUCGUCCCUCUACGCACUAUCACGCGCCUCAAAGAGCUUCAGACAAGUCGUCGCCUGUUCGCCUGAAGCAACGCGAUAUCUCGAUCUCUCGACCAUCAAAGUAGCUACGUUCGACAUCUCCCCCAUCGACUCUGGGGGGAUCAGUUGGCGUAGUCAGCGCAUGGAUGAAGCAUUGACAGAAGUUGACUUUUACUCUGGCCCGUUGCGAGGCAUCAUGUCACGGUUGCUACGGCAGAACGUCUUGGGCAACGUGGCAACCAUGAUCUUGGAUGGGUUGACCGUUCCCGCCGAAUUUGUUGGCGAGAUCAUCUCGGAGGACAAGUACAACAUCCGUAUACUGUCCAUACGAGAGGCAAAGCAUCUUAACGAGCGGAAGCUCAUGCAGGUCCUCAACUACGCUGUGCGACCAACGCGGCCGCCAGGCACCCCAAAGCUAAAAGGACUCUACGUCUUUGGGCCAAUGGAAGCACGUCCCGGCCCACUAGAACCUGAGAUUGGCAGAAGGAGGUCACCGACGAGAUACCCAGAUUCAUCGCCCGCAGGAGUGAUGAAUGCACUGGGUGCCAAACUCGGCGCAGAGUGGAACAAGAAGUCGCAAGAGGCGCUCAACAACGAGCUUUGCGGCAUUGAGGACAGGUGGUAUCAAAAGUCUGGGUCAAUGUUCAAGAAGACGCCAUUGUCAGACUGGGCUACUACUCUCAAGGCGUGUGAGGGUAUUAUUCAUUUCGAUGCGGUCCUCUGCCGCGGGCCAAGACACGAUCCGAACAACUUCACGAACCAAGAUCCGAACUCUCCUCCGAACCCGCAUAACACCUUCUUACUUCCUGCUGUAGCCACGAUUGCCCUAGGCCCACACGGCUGCAGCAAAUGCAAGUCGUCGCCAGAGGGUCCUGCGAUUUUUGGAAAAUCACCGUCAUACCAUUUACCUCUGCUCGCGCCACCGCCUAUGCAUUCAUCCUCGAUCCGUGCCGCGCAAUGGCCCCAUACAAAGGACAGCACAGCAGAGCCUCCACGCCUGUUCGUUCGCUGCAAAGAGUGUCUGAAGCAUCGCUGGUGUGAACGAUGUGGGAAAUGGUGGGAUGAGGCAUGUUACAUGCCUCUCAAUACACGAACAGAACUACAGAACCAAGAGUUCAUGCAGUGGCAGGUCCUGAGUACGGAGGAACGACCAAAAGAGGACAUUAAGGUACAUAUGGGUCUCUGUGUCGAUCAUUGCCUGGUUGGCGAACAUUAUGCAUGGAGCUGGAGGUGGCGGUAUGUGGGGAUGAGUUAAGGACGGACAUUGUAGAACCAACCAGGCAAAGGCUUAUACAAGAAAGCUCUCAUUGCAUACGUAAAUCAUCGUGCAGAGGGAUAGGCUGACACCAAAUUCUGCUAGAUGGGCUCCAAACGGGAUUGCUUUGGCUGUGGACAGACAUGCGCCCCAUGCAAGGAAUUAUACAUUCGUGCAUGCCAGAGAUGCAGGUCCGAAUACUGCAUUGUCGAUAACGACGGGUCUUCCCUUACGGCGUGCGAUUGGUGCAACUAUUCCGGUAGACGCACCCUAGAACCGUAUUGAUCAAAUCUCUUGCUUUAGCGACAUGCGAAAGACGCAUCACCUAGCUCGCGCCAUUGCGUGCAUAGAAUGGGUUCCAGCCAGACCGACGACGGCCACGGACGGCUUUGGCUGAAGUCGUGGUUGGGCUUGCAGGCAUGGCAUAGCGGUCCAGCAAAAUCAUCACCUGUGAUCAAGAUACCCUUGCCUCCUUUUUGAGCGCGAACUGAGCAAAGUAAAAAUCAAACAACUCUUGACCUAUUCUUACAGAUUUUAAUUGACGAAGAAGAUAGCGAAGGCAUUCAUCUCAACUCUGACUCGCUCCUACGCUCUUGUACAUUAGAUAACCGGAUUUGGAGGAUGUGGUAUAGUGGAUUGCUAGACUAGCCUUUUAAUCAGAUGCACCAUACUAUUCAAACA
Verruconis gallopava is the source of this 3071-nucleotide messenger RNA. RefSeq lists its product as hypothetical. The record is from RefSeq and is a predicted model, not a curated record. Bases 933 to 2390 code for a protein of 485 amino acids. Lineage: Eukaryota; Fungi; Ascomycota; Dothideomycetes; Venturiales; Sympoventuriaceae. The transcript has 3 exons.